AUGUUUCCACGCCGCGCUUUCAGCCUAGGGCUUGUAGCUAUGGGCUCCGUAGUCCUCGCCGGGCCAUGCGACAUCUAUGCCAACGGUGGUUUUCCUUGCGUCGCGGCGCACAGCACUACUCGUGCCCUGUAUAGUGCUUACACUAGUGCACUAUACCAGGUGAUACGAGGCUCCGAUGGUGCCAGGAUCGACAUUUCGCCGCUUUCCGCCGGUGGUGUUGCGGAUGCCGAUGCCCAGGACACCUUCUGUACCAACACGACCUGCCUUAUCUCAAUCAUUUAUGACCAGUCUGGCACUGGUAAUCACCUCUACCAGGCCCCACCAGGGUACUUCAGUGGCCCGGAUGUCGAUGGCUACGAUAAUAUGGCUAGCGCGAUUGGUGCACCAGUCACCUUGAAUGGUCAGAAGGCGUACGGCGUCUUCAUCUCGCCCGGCACUGGCUACUGGAAUAACAAUGCCACUGGCGGAGGCAUGUACGCCGUGCUCGAUGGGACACACUACAAUGAUGCCUGCUGCUUUGACUACGGCAACGCAGAAACCAGCGGCCAUGAUACGGGCAACGGCCAUAUGGAGGCCAUCUACUAUGGGAACUGCGAUGUCUGGGGCACUGGCAGCGGCAGCGGCCCUUGGAUAAUGGCCGAUCUAGAGAAUGGACUAUUUUCUGGUGAAAGCGAUGGCUACAACUCUGGGGACCCGUCAAUCUCCUACCGAUUUAUCACUACAAUCAUCAAGGGAGGGCAAAAUCAGUGGGCGAUCCGUGGCGCAAAUGCUAUGUCCGGCUCGCUCUCAACAUACUACGAGGGGGCGCACCCGGAAGUGGAUGGCUACAACCCUAUGAGUAAAGAGGGUGCCUUGGUUCUGGGCAUUGGUGGUGACAACAGUAAUGGCGCUCAGGGCACAUUCUACGAGGGUGUGAUAACCUCUGGAUAUCCAGACGAUGACACCGAGGCCAAAGUGCAGGCUGAUAUCGUUGAUGCUGGAUACGCCACUACGUCGCUGACUAGCGGCCCGGAGCUGAUCGUCAAUACAACGAUCUCGCUGCAGGUCACCACUAGCGGCUACACGGACCGCUACCUCGCACACACCGGCUCUACUGUCAACACCCAAGUCGUCUCACUGUAUAGUAACACGACCACACAACAGCAGGCUAGCUGGAGGGUACGCACCGGCCUUGGAAACAGCGAUUGCUUCUCGUUUGAAUCCGUCGACACCCCUGGCAGCUACAUCCGGCACUCUGGUUUCGAGCUUUACUUAAGCGCAAUAGAAGACGCGCAGCGGUUCUAUGAAGAUGCCACCUUCUGCCCGAUGACCGCACUUAGCGGCUCAGGAAACUCUGUUCGAUCCUGGAGCUAUCCUACACGCUUUAUUCGCCACUUCAAUAAUGUGGGCUACAUCGCGAGCAAUGGAGGUGUCCAAACGUUCGACGCCGCUAAAUCAUUCAACGCUGAUGCUAGCUGGUUGGUCGUCAGUGGCUUCGCUUCUUGA
Aspergillus udagawae is the source of this 1485-nucleotide messenger RNA. Its product is annotated as alpha-L-arabinofuranosidase B. Gene Ontology annotation, molecular function: alpha-L-arabinofuranosidase activity. NCBI's taxonomy places the organism in Eukaryota, Fungi, Ascomycota, Eurotiomycetes, Eurotiales, Aspergillaceae. The record is from RefSeq and is a predicted model, not a curated record. Gene Ontology annotation, biological process: L-arabinose metabolic process; pectin catabolic process; arabinan metabolic process. The transcript has 2 exons. The coding region runs from base 1 to 1485 and encodes 494 amino acids.